This is a messenger RNA of Phragmites australis (common reed), 1821 nucleotides long. Its product is annotated as WRKY transcription factor WRKY71-like. Gene Ontology annotation, molecular function: sequence-specific DNA binding; DNA-binding transcription factor activity. NCBI's taxonomy places the organism in Eukaryota, Viridiplantae, Streptophyta, Magnoliopsida, Poales, Poaceae. Bases 272 to 1297 code for a protein of 341 amino acids. The transcript is spliced from 3 exons. Gene Ontology annotation, biological process: regulation of DNA-templated transcription. The record is from RefSeq and is a predicted model, not a curated record.
GAGUGCGAUGUGCGCUUCCGAUUCCGGUGCGUCUUCCUCUUCUCCUCCUCCUCCCUCUUCGUAAGACCGGAGGACCAUUUGAUUCAAUGUUCCUAGUCUUCCCAGUCCUCCUCUAUAUAUUACUACUCGUCCCAGACCAUUCCCCUCGCACGCUCAAGCAUUAUCAUCCACUCUUCUCUUCUCGCCUCGUCUCUUCUUCUGCUCGGGUGCCGCGGUGGCUACCUGCUGGUUGGAUCGGCUUGAGACAGCAAGCGAAAAGAGCAACCGAUCGAUGGACCCAUGGAUCAGCAGCCAGCCUUCCCUGAGCCUCGACCUGCACGUCGGCCUGCCGCCGCUCAGCCACCACCGAGCGCCGGCGGUGGCCGCCUGGGCCAAGCCCAAGAUGCUCGUCGAGGAGAACUUCCUGCCUCUCAAGAAAGACCCAGAGGUCGCGGCUCUUGAGACGGAGCUGCAGCGGAUGAGCGAGGAGAACCGGCACCUGAGCGAGGCGCUGACGGCGGUGGUGGCCAAGUACGAGGCGCUGCAGGGCCAGUACACCGAGAUGGCCACCGCGGCCGCCAACAACGGCGGGAACCCGUCGUCCACGUCGGAGGGUGGCUCCGUGUCGCCGUCGAGGAAGCGCAAGAGCGAGAGCCUCGACACCGCCCAUGCGCCGCACCUGCACCUCCGGCACCAGGCGGCCCCCGGCGGCCUCGCGGCGGACCAGAUGGAGUGCACCUCCGGCGAGCCGUGCAAGCGCAUCCGGGAGGAGUGCAAGCCCAAGGUCUCCAAGCUCUACGUCCACGCCGACCCCUCCGACCUCAGCUUGGUGGUGAAGGACGGGUACCAGUGGAGGAAGUACGGGCAGAAGGUCACCAAGGACAACCCCUGCCCGAGAGCCUACUUCAGAUGCUCGUUCGCCCCAGCCUGCCCGGUCAAGAAGAAGGUGCAGAGAAGCGCCGAUGACAACACCAUACUCGUGGCCACGUACGAGGGCGAGCACAACCACGGGCAGCCCCCGCCGGCGCAGCCGCAGCAGCAGCACGACGGCUCGGGCGCCAGCAAGAACGCCGCGAAGCCGCCGUCGCCGCAGGCGCCAGCUGCCCCGGCACCUCACCAGCCGCACCGCCAGCAGCAACAACAGCAGGACGUUCUAGCCGGCGAGCCCGUGGCGGCGGCCGCCGCGGCGUCGGAGAUGAUCAGGCGGAACCUGGCGGAGCAGAUGGCGAUGACGCUGACGAGGGACCCCAGCUUCAAGGCGGCGCUCGUCACCGCGCUCUCCGGCCGGAUCCUCGAGCUCUCGCCGACCAAGGAUUAACACGCAGCGGCAGCAUCGCCGGAGAUGUUGGUGGAUUUCUUAUUUUUUUCCUGCUUCUUGCAAACAAAGGUGAAUCGGCCAUUAGAGUUGCUGCCUGCCUGAUUAUCUGUUCUUGCAAAUGACAAUAAGAAUUGCAAGAACACGAUCAUCAAGGGGGUCAUCCAGUUAAACUUCUGGAACGUUGUAUAUAGCUUAGAUUUACAUGAGGAUUUUGCUUCAAAAAAGAAAGAUUUACAUGAGGAUUUACACGAGCGAUGAAGGAUCAAACCAACGGUGCUUCCUGGGGGGAUAUCAAGAGACUGGAGGUGACCAUUUUUGGUGUGGAUCUUAGAUGAUCAUGAUGGGUUAAUUGUUGAUCACUCGGGUGGUCAACCGAUGAUCGGGUGUAGCAACAGGAGUUUGCAAGUCGUAACUUGUAGCAUGCAAAUACAAGGAAGAUAGAACGGGAAGUGUACAAUCCUUGUACAAGUUGGAGAACUGUUUCGUCCAUUUGAUAUUGAAUGAAAUCAAGUAACUUAGACUUA